Molecule: messenger RNA, 1725 nt
Organism: Henningerozyma blattae CBS 6284
Lineage: Eukaryota; Fungi; Ascomycota; Saccharomycetes; Saccharomycetales; Saccharomycetaceae
Product: sugar porter family MFS transporter
Exons: 1
Coding region: 1-1725 (574 amino acids)
Biological process (GO): carbohydrate transport; transmembrane transport
Cellular component (GO): plasma membrane
Molecular function (GO): carbohydrate:proton symporter activity
Source: RefSeq, a predicted model, not a curated record
AUGUCGUCAGAAGGAAAUAAUAAUUUGAACCCUUCGGUUACAGGUUCUUCAAAUUCUACUGAAAUUGAAGAAUUAAACUCAAUACUAACGUCUGUACAAGAUAACGAUGCUCUUAACGUGAAAAAAACGCAGACUCCAAAUUUGUCUGUAGGUGAACCAUUACUAGAGAUCCCAAAAAGAAAUCCUACAGAAUACAUUACAGUAUGUUUAAUGUGUUUAAUGGUUGCUUUUGGUGGGUUCAUUAAUGGUUGGGAUAUUGGUACUAUUGGUGGGUUCAUCAACCAUACCGAUUUCUUGAUAAGAUUUGGUACCAGACGUGCUGAUGGUACUUAUUAUUUGUCUAAAGUAAGAACAGGUUUAAUUGUUUCCAUCUUUAAUGUUGGUUGUGCCAUUGGAUGUGUUGCCUUAGGUCGUCUCGGUGAUAUGUAUGGGCGUCGUAUGGGUUUAAUUAUUGCUUCAAUCAUUUUCAUUGUCGGUAAUGUCAUUGAAAUUGCCUCUGUUGAAGCUUGGUAUCAAUAUUUCAUUGGAAGAAUCGUUGCUGGUGUUGGUAUGGGUGUGAUUGCUGUUCUAUCUCCAAUGUUGAUUUCGGAAGUUUCUCCAAAAGCAAUGAGAGGUGCUAUGGUCUCCUGUUACCAAUUGAUGAUUACCAUGGGUAUUUUCUUAGGUUACUGUGCUAACUACGGUACUAAAACAUAUGAUGAUUCUCGUCAAUGGAGAAUUCCGUUAGGUUUGCAAUUUGCUUGGUGUUUAUUUAUGGUAGCUGGUAUGUUGUUUGUUCCAGAAUCACCAAGAUAUUUAGUACAAAAGGGAAAGAUUGAAGAAGCAAGAAGAUCAGUUUCAAAAUCAAAUAAGCUUCCAGUUGAUGACCCAGUUGUUAUUUCUGAAGUUGAUAUGAUUAUGGUUGCAGUCGAGAAGGAAAGGGCAGAAGGUGAAGCUGGUUGGAAAGAAAUGUUUGACACAAAGAAUAAAGUCUUCCAAAGAGUUCUAAUGGGUGUUAUUGUUCUGGGUUUGCAACAAUUAACUGGUGCUAACUAUUUCUUCUACUAUGGUACUACUAUUUUCAAAGCAGUUGGUUUAGAAGAUAGUUACGAGACUUCUAUUGUUUUUGGUGUUGUUAACUUUGCUUCCACAUUUGUUGCCUUGUAUGUGGUCGAUAGAUUCGGUAGAAGAACUUGUUUGUUAUGGGGUGCUACCGGUAUGAUCUGCUGUAUGGUUGUUUAUGCUUCAGUUGGUGUAACUGAAUUAUGGCCUAAUGGAGAAAAUGGUGGUGUCACUUCAAAAGGUGCAGGUAAUUGUAUGAUUUGUUUUGCAUGUUUCUUCAUUUUCUGUUUCGCUACCUCAUGGGCACCAAUUCCAUUUGUCAUCAUUUCUGAAUCAUUCCCAUUAAGAGUGAAAACAAAAGGUAUGGCAUUGGGUACCGUUUCCAAUCAAAUGUGGAACUUUGCUAUUGGUUUCUUCACUCCAUUUAUUACAGGUGCUAUUAACUUCUAUUAUGGUUACGUCUUCUUAGGUUGUUUGGUGUUUGCUUGGUUCUACGUCUUUUUCUUUGUCCCAGAAACUAAAGGAUUAGUUUUAGAGGAUGUUAACGUUAUGUGGGAAGAAGGUGUCUUACCAUGGAAAUCUGCCUCUUGGGUUCCACCUUCUCAAAGAGGUGCUACUUAUGAUGUUGAUGAACUGGCAAAGGAUGAUCAACCAGUUUGGAAGAAAAUGUUUAGUAAACAUUAA